Molecule: messenger RNA, 1909 nt
Organism: Gryllus bimaculatus (two-spotted cricket)
Lineage: Eukaryota; Metazoa; Arthropoda; Insecta; Orthoptera; Gryllidae
Source: the annotation of a GenBank genome assembly
CCUAGUGUAGUGUGUGUUCCUCCUGACAUGCUGAAAGGAUUUGGAUAUGUAUGAGGUGUGCUUAUUUGGAUCCGUGUUGCCGGGUUCGCCCGGGAAUCCGCCAGUUGGGCCCCUGGCGCUUCGACCUUGGAACGGGAUUGGCCGAAGGCUGUUCUUUGGAAUGUUCCAAAUCCCACAUAUAGAAGACCAGAACCUUCCUGUCAGGUUGCGCAGGUAGCGUUGUAACUCCACCAUGGGUCUAACGGAAAGUAUCGUACCUUCUUCGGGUAACGUGGUCUUGGACUCCAUAGCCAGGAACGCAGUUGUCCAGUCGGCGGUGCAAGGUAUGAUCGACGCAGCUGUGCAAAACGCGGCAAGCAACGUGGUGGAGCGGCAGCAAACUGCGAUCCGCGAGCUGGAAGAGAGAUUUGUGCAAGAAAUUCAGACAUUGGAAAAGACAGUCUCGAAUAUGAGACAACAAAAGACAGCUACGGAGAUGAAGCUCCUGGAAAUGAAACAACUGGAGGAAUCCGUGGAAAAGUUGGAAAAACGAGUUGGCGACCUGGAGAUUUCCAUCAAGACAAUAAAGACGAUAAUCCCUGAGGCGAAGGCUGUGGUGGAAAUGUUUCUGAAACAAAUCAAGACCACGGCAGAGGUGCCGGAUCAGACACCCCGUGUUGACAUCUCGUCGGGAGCUGCUGACACCUCCAUUUCGACUUCAUCGUCUUCUACUGCCGCCAUGUCAAUUCGAUGUGACGGUGACACUACCAACCCAGGCUCUGAAUCGACACAGACAAGUAAAGUCAGUGGGUGUACAAAUCCUGCGUUUAAUUGUAAAUUGUAUUCAUCUGCGUCUGUCCCGACGUUUCAAACCAAUGGCACACCCCCAGUUCAUGAAUUCGCAUCGACGUUUGAGACCACGUUUUCCAGUGCGCUUCCAAAUCCCGCGCUUGAACCUACAGCGCCUUCCUCUGCUCCUGCCUCGUCAAUUCAGACAAAUGGCACACUCCCAGUCCGUGAAUUCACACCAGCGUCUAAGACCACGUUCUCCAGUGUUCGUUCAAAUCCAGCGCUUGAACCUACAGCGCCUUUCUCUGCUCCUGCCUCCUUAAUUGAAACCAAUGACACACCCCCAGUCGCUGAAUCCACAUCGCCGACUAAGACAACGUUAUCGACUGGACAUUCAGAGCUGCCUCGUACAUCGGCUGCCAAAAAUAUUUUGCCUCCGGCGUUCUCCGGCUCCAAACGCGCAGACUCACCACUUUCCUGUACUUCCUUCAACGAAUCGACUCCUGCCGGUCGAAAUGCUCAGUCUGCCACUGAGCAUCAAUGCACUGCACUCCCAGGAACAGCGAUUUCCUCGCCCUCUGUUGUCUUGCCUCAGUCUCAAAGAAAGAAGUCGAAACGAGCUUUCUACAAGAACAAAAUAGCGGAAACAAAGUUCCUUAAAGCGGUGGAGAAAGGCAAAGUUGAAGUGGUCCGCAAGUUGAUGGAAGAAAAUGUCAACAUUAACUCAUACGGUCGAGAAGGAAUGACUGACGUCACCGGGGUCUACGAAGAUCAACGGGGUCUCCAUUAGUCUCUACGCUACAUAGAGAGUUUGAAUAAUCCAAAGCGCCUCGUGCGUCCUUGUUUCCGGCAGCCGCUGCAUUGGGCGGCGGAGCGGGACCGCGCCGGGCGCUGCGUUGAGCUGCUGCUGGCUGCGGGGGCGCCGCUGGACGCCCGCACGCGCCGCGAGGGCGACACACCCCUGCACCUGGCGGCGAGCGAGGGCAACGAGGCGGCGGCCGCCGCGCUGCUGCGGGCCGGCGCUGAGGUCGCGAAGCGAAGGAAGGCUUUUCCACGAAGUCAGGAAGUAGUGGCAUGGAGACUUUUAUCGCAAGAUCCUUGUUCUGCUAUUCCUGUAUGUUCUCGUUAUCUUUCAGAUUAA